AUGGGAGAAACAGGAGGGCACUCCCCCAUGGGCAGAGCCAACACAGUGCUCGGGGCCAUGGACGAUGCCAACCCCUCAUUGGAAAAGGCCAUGGGUGGUGCUUGCUCUCCCUUGGGCGGCGCCCUCUUAGCGGGGGUUCUUCAUGUUGCAUCAGGCAUUAAAGGAGUCUUUGGGGGAGGUGCCAACAUAGUAGGCGAGGUAGAAGGUCAGGCGGGUAGCGCCCUUGGCGCGGGGAGGCCAGUUCUAGGAGGCAUGCAAGCAAGUUUAGUGGCAUCUUGGGGAGCUUAG
Messenger RNA from Ilex paraguariensis (yerba mate), 288 nucleotides. The record is from the annotation of a GenBank genome assembly. Lineage: Eukaryota; Viridiplantae; Streptophyta; Magnoliopsida; Aquifoliales; Aquifoliaceae.